CCCAUAUCCUCCCCUCGAAAAAAUAAUUACAAUCAUUGGUUCAUCUCUCUCUGAGCUUUCAAGUCUUGUCUCAUAUUUUAUAUACUCUUAUAAUGUUAUAAUAAAGAAAUAAAACCAUACUUCUAGCCUAGCUAUUAGCCUAUAAGUGGUGUAUAGUCUGACCCGAUUCAUUUCACCAGAGCAGCCUUCUUCUUCUUCUUUAUUCCUGUUCUCCUUCUUCAAUCUUCGGACUCUCCUGGUUAUCUCAAUAACGUUUCAGAUUCUGGGAUCUCUACUCUGAACAGAGACAAGGUGGAGAAAGAAGAAACGAUCAAAGAUUAAGACUCAACAGAGAGAGAGAUGUCUUGUAAUAAUGGCUUAGCUUUCUUCCCUGCAAAUUUCAGUCUACAAAACCAUCACCAAGAAGAAGAAGAAGAUCAUCAUCCUCAAUCUCUUCUUCCUUCUUGCACUCUACCUCAAGACUUCCAUGGGUUUCUUGGCAAGAGAUCUCCAAUGGCGAACGUAGAAGGGUUUUGUAACUUAGAGAUGAACGGAGAUGAAGAAUUCUCAGACGAUGGAUCUAAGAUGGGAGAGAAGAAGAGGAGAUUGAACAUGGAGCAAUUGAAGACGCUAGAGAAGAACUUCGAGCUCGGUAACAAACUCGAAUCAGAUCGAAAACUAGAGCUGGCUCGUGCCUUGGGAUUGCAACCUCGACAAAUCGCAAUUUGGUUCCAAAACAGAAGGGCUCGAUCCAAAACCAAACAGCUCGAGAGAGACUACGAUGCGCUCAAGCGUGAAUUCGAGAGUCUCAAAGACGAGAACGAAACCCUUCAAACUCAAAAUCAAAAGCUUCAGGCUCAGGUAAUGGCAUUGAAAAGCAGAGAACCAAUAGAAUCAAUCAAUCUGAACAAAGAAACAGAAGGUUCAUGUAGUAACCGAAGUGAGAACAUCUCAGGUGACAUCAGACCGCCAGAAAUCAACAGCCAAUUCGCCGGAGGCCAUCCACCGUCUUCACCGACAACUACAACGAUGCAGUUUUUUCAGAAUUCGUCGUCAGAACAGAGAAUGGUGAAAGAAGAGAACAGUAUCAGCAACAUGUUCUGUGGAAUCGAUGACCAGUCUAGUUUUUGGCCAUGGCUUGACCAGCAACAUUACAAUUGAAAUGUGGUCGACCUUUUUUUUUUUUGUUAAUCAAAUUUUCAUAUUUUCGGUUUUUAAGUGGUCACUCAAAACGAAUCCAUUAAUGUUUCGAGACUCUAUAAUUUACACCAAAUAAGCAAUACACCACACUAGUUUUUUUUUUUGGGUAACGUAACGAGAUGUAAAAAAAAUGG
Messenger RNA from Thlaspi arvense, 1313 nucleotides. Lineage: Eukaryota; Viridiplantae; Streptophyta; Magnoliopsida; Brassicales; Brassicaceae. The record is from the annotation of a GenBank genome assembly.